GGGGGACGUGGUCGGGCGUCUCCGCCAUUUUGUGAGUCUAUAACUCGGAGCCGUUGGGUCGGUUCCUGCUAUUCCGGCGCCUCCACUCCGUCCCCCGCGGGUCUCCUCUGUGUGCAAUGGACGGCAUUGUCCCAGAUAUAACAGUCGGGACCAAGCGGGGAUCUGACGAGCUCUUCUCCACCUGCGCCAGUAACGGGCCGUUCACCAUGAGCGGCAGCUCGGCCUCCGCAGCCAAUGGGAACGACAGCAAGAAGUUCAAGGGGGACAACCGGAGCGCCGGGGUGCCCUCGCGGGUCAUCCACAUCCGCAAGCUGCCCAGCGACGUCACGGAGGGCGAGGUCAUCUCCCUGGGGCUGCCCUUCGGGAAGGUCACCAACCUCCUGAUGCUCAAGGGCAAGAACCAGGCCUUCAUCGAGAUGAACACGGAGGAGGCGGCCAACACCAUGGUGAACUACUACACGUCGGUGACGCCCGUGCUGCGGGGCCAGCCCAUCUACAUCCAGUUCUCCAACCACAAGGAGCUCAAGACCGACAGCUCCCCCAACCAGGCGCGGGCCCAGGCCGCCCUGCAGGCCGUGAACUCGGUCCAGUCGGGCAACCUGGCCCUGGCCGCCUCGGCCGCGGCCGUGGACGCGGGCAUGGCCAUGGCCGGCCAGAGCCCAGUGCUGCGCAUCAUCGUGGAGAACCUCUUCUACCCAGUGACCCUGGACGUGCUGCACCAGAUCUUCUCUAAGUUCGGCACCGUCCUGAAGAUCAUCACCUUCACCAAGAACAACCAGUUCCAGGCGCUCCUGCAGUACGCGGACCCCGUGAGCGCCCAGCACGCCAAGCUGUCGCUGGACGGCCAGAACAUCUACAACGCCUGCUGCACGCUGCGCAUCGACGUGUCCAAGCUGACCAGCCUCAACGUCAAGUACAACAACGACAAGAGCCGGGACUACACGCGGCCCGACCUGCCCUCCGGGGACACGCAGCCCUCGCUGGACCACACCGUGGCCGCCGCCUUCGGUGCGCCGGGCAUAAUGUCCGCCUCUCCGUAUGCAGGAGCUGGUUUCCCUCCCACCUUUGCCAUCCCUCAAGCCGCAGGUCUCUCUGUUCCGAACGUGCACGGGGCCCUGGCCCCUCUGGCCAUUCCCUCGGCGGCGGCGGCCGCAGCGGCAGCGGGCAGGAUCGCCAUCCCGGGCCUGGCCGGGGCAGGGAACUCCGUCCUGCUGGUCAGCAACCUGAACCCCGAGAGAGUCACACCCCAAAGCCUCUUUAUUCUUUUCGGCGUCUACGGAGAUGUGCAGAGGGUGAAGGUGCUGUUCAACAAGAAGGAGAACGCGCUGGUACAGAUGGCCGAUGGCAGCCAGGCCCAGCUGGCCAUGAGCCACCUGAACGGGCACAAGGUGCACGGGAAGCCCGUGCGCAUCACCCUGUCCAAGCACCAGAACGUGCAGCUGCCCCGCGAGGGCCAGGAGGACCAGGGCCUGACCAAGGACUACGGCAACUCGCCGCUGCACCGCUUCAAGAAGCCCGGCUCCAAGAACUUCCAGAACAUCUUCCCGCCCUCGGCCACGCUGCACCUCUCCAACAUUCCGCCCUCCGUGUCUGAGGAGGACCUGAAGCAUCUCUUCUCCAGCAACGGUGGCAUGGUCAAGGGCUUCAAGUUCUUCCAGAAGGACCGCAAGAUGGCGCUGAUCCAGAUGGGCUCCGUGGAGGAGGCGAUCCAGGCCCUCAUGGACCUGCACAACCACGACCUGGGCGAGAACCACCACCUGCGGGUGUCCUUCUCCAAGUCCACCAUCUAAGCGGCCGCCGCCCCCGCAUUCCAGAAAAGCCACUUUAAAAAAGCAGCUGAAGUGACCUUAAAAAGACCAGAGAUUUUAUUUUUUUAAAGAGAAAUCAGUUUACCUGUUUUUGAAAAAAUUAAAUCUAAUUUGCCUUGCUCACCCGGGGCGGGGGAAGCGGGUGCUGGCAGCGGACAGCUCACCCCGCACCCCUGGCCCGCCCCCUCGCCCGGUGCCUUCUGGAGCCUGGGGGGUGGGUGUCCCCCCAACCCCACUCGGCUUCCUCGUGCCUUAAAACCCGCUGCUGUGGCAGGUCCCUCCUGCGGUAGCUCAGGGGGCGGGGGGCUGCCGAGGGGGGGGCAGCGCCCCCCGCCCGGGAUCACGUGCCUGGCCAGGCCAGCCGGGGAGGCCGACACCCCUAUCCGUUAAUCAAGUGUCUGAUUGUCCCCUCCCCUCCCGGGGAGCCCCGGGCACACCCCCUUCUCCAGCUUGGUUCUCACAGUAGUCUCUGCUGGCUGCGCCUCACCUGUGCCUGACCCCCCUCAUUUAUAUGCAAAAGAAUCAUUUAAGGAACUUUUGUAGCGUUGCCGAGAGGUGCCUCUGCUCCUGGCCUCUGUACUGUCCACUCUGAGGACGCCGGGCCUGUGCCCGGCCAUGCUUUCAGCCUCAGGGGAUCUUUCCUGCAAAUUUUGGACCAAAGUUUUGUUGGGGUUCUUUUUCCUUUUUUCCUUUUUCUCUUCUUUUUUAAGAAAAAAAAUUUGUCUGCCUCUAGUGCUGGGGGGCCCCUUCUGGGGAAGGUGGGACCAAGGGCCCAAGUCUUAAUGUCUCCCGCCCCCCGAAAACCAUGUGAUUUCCUGUGCUGUGGGGGGCCCACGAGACGCUUCUUCCCGUGCUGACCGGCCCCCUCCCCCGGGGCCCGGGCCCCCCGAACUGUUCCAUAUCGCGGGGCCCUAACAAGGGUGUAAAUAUUUAUAAUUUUUUAUACCUGUUGUAAGACGAAGGGGCAGCAAACUCGGUUUUUUACGGUGACACAGAUGUAUAUUUUGAUACCAGCGAUUACAGGCUCAGUAUUGUAUGCGGAGCUCGCGAGCGUGUGCGGGGCCUCGGCGCCCGCCGACAGCUUGUAAUGCGGAGAGAACCGAAUUAAAAGCGAUUUUAUAACAACCGCCUCCCUGCAGGCUCUUUCUUCUGCCCAGUGUAGCCGGCGCGCGGCCUGGCUGGUCUGUACUCGACUUUGAAUAAACUUCUGUCCUGCACCACC
This is a messenger RNA of Sorex fumeus (smoky shrew), 3030 nucleotides long. RefSeq names its product polypyrimidine tract binding protein 1 (gene PTBP1). Bases 117 to 1790 code for a protein of 557 amino acids. NCBI's taxonomy places the organism in Eukaryota, Metazoa, Chordata, Mammalia, Eulipotyphla, Soricidae. Gene Ontology annotation, biological process: mRNA processing; regulation of RNA splicing; regulation of cell differentiation. Gene Ontology annotation, cellular component: nucleus. Gene Ontology annotation, molecular function: mRNA binding. The transcript is spliced from 15 exons. The record is from RefSeq and is a predicted model, not a curated record.